AGUUUCUCAGCGUAUAUACGCUUGCGAAAUCGAUACCGAUGCCCAAGCCAAUUUCAACUUCAGACCUGAUCUUCUCGUCACAAGCGACUGAUUUUGCCCGCACGCUGUCGUCUCUCAAACGGUCCACGCUCAACGUACCAAAUCGCCUUCGGUCUAUAGCCGAGGACGCCGAUUUCGUGGCCGAAGUCGCUUCCGCGUUCGACUUACCGCUCGUGGCCAAUGAGAGAUGUGGCAGCUGGUACAUCCGUCCGGAGAAGAAGGCGGAAAGCUGCUACUUCAAGAGCACGGACGGGCACGACGGGCAGUGGAGCUUCUCGCUGCGCAGGCUGAACGUGCAGGUCUUCGACGUGGUCGCGAGGAGCGGGGGCUGCGUCGUCGUCGACUCGACCAGGAGGGGCAAGGCCAUGCCGGACGCGCUGGCGAAGACGGUGCCGAUCUGGUGCGCCGUCUUCAACCGGGCCCUCUUCCCCCACGACGUCGAGGCCGGCAGGCUGUACACGCCGCCCAGGUGCGUGUCGCCGAACGAGCAUGCGCAGAUCGAGCGCAGGAUCGACGGGUUUGUCGGCGAGCUGCAAGGUCUGGCGCUCGACUUCGCGGAGCUUCGGGCGAAGGUGAAGAGGCCUCUUCGGCCCCUGUGGGUCACGAGGGAGUCGGACCUGCCGGCCUCGGCGCCGCGCUUUGAAGCGUUCUGUCCGGUCGUGCUCUGCACGGCGAGCAGGAGAGUUGUUGGCGGCGAGAUCUCGGAGGGCGGAUACAUCCAAGGCGCUGGCGACGACGCCGAGGGGUGGUCGCACGGUCUAACUCCCGCGCUGUUCUGGGCACAUAAGCAGGAACUGCUGUCUGCCCGCGAGGAGGAUCUGUCGGACCUGAUCGCCUCGUACCUCUCUACGUCUGUGAACAACGAGGGCGACUCGAAGGUAGCUACCGUCAAAAGAGCAUCUUGGCUAGGCAUUGGUUCGUUCAGCUGCUUGACUGCAUCUAGCUUCACCGACGACUGUGCAGUCGUCACGGUCGGUAUACGCAAUGCCUUGCCAACGUCACGUCUGUCUCCUAAACUUCAUCUCCAUCUUGAAUGCAGAGAAAGGAAGCUGGGAAGUAGAGACCUGAGGACCCAGUUGCCGCAGCUUCGCCCCUUCGUGGAGGGGCUGCAGUCGGUCGAGCACGUGGUGGUUUGCGACGCAACAGGGAGAGAUCUGGCCGUGGGAGUUGCGCUUGCCCUCCUGUGCUUGUACGCGGACGACAGCGGACUUUUCUCGAAGAUGAGAUCGCCGCAGAUCAUAGACAAAGGGUUCAUCAAGCAGAGGCUGAGCUGGAUCAUGACCAGCUAUCCGGGCGCGUCGCCUUCGCGGACCACAUUACAGUCGAUCAACGACUACUUACUCUCCGAGCAGGCGAGAAAAACUCCCGUCUGCUUCAAGGCGUCGACUUCCGCCGACGAAGAACGUGAUUCUCCCGCGAAGAGGAUUUUCAAGGACCUGGAAGGUCAAUGGACACUAGAUAGAGACAUCAUAAGCUUCCGAGACGAUAGCCUCGGGGGUAAGGUUACAGGCACGGCUAUUUUCUUGGCUCGUACGGCUACUGCGGAAGACGCUGAGCUUGAAUAUCUAUACCGCGAAGAGGGCAAUUUCACUGCCAUCACAGGUGUCGAAAUGACCAUUAACCGAAGAUGGAUCUGGCGGCUUUCCAGACGGGCAAGCGAGGAAGAAAUUCCGUGCGUGAGCAUCCAUUUCGUCAAGGCUGAUGGUGAGACGGAAGACUACCUGUACAACAGACUGGCUUUGACUGCGGAACAGAUAGGCUGUGCCACGACCAAAGUCCUAUCCGCGGAUGCUCAUCACGCUUGCGGACGAGAUCUCUACGUCUCCAGCUACGAGUUCCGCUUGCGGAACGGCAGGCUGGAAUCUUGGAACGCUAAGCAUGAGGUCAAAGGGCCUGCGAAAGAUUAUGUGUCCACCACCAGGCUUUGUAAGGUAGAUCCCAGCAAGCAAAGCUCCUAGAUAAAAAAGAAUGCAUGGCGACAGCUCCAGAACGAAGGUCCAUGCACGUCAGAUCAAAGUUGUCUCACCUCUUGGAUGGACUUCGUUUUAGAGCUGUCUGUGGCCAAGAAACCACAAAGACUGGUGCCAAACCCCGACUGCAGAAAAGCAAAUGGGAAAGCAAGCAGCCAGCAAAGAAGCUCUUUGUCCAAGAAGUGGGGGUGGGUAGACUGACUUUACAGCUUGCAACGCUCCAGGGAUAGCAUUUCCAACCUUCCAUUCGAUCGCUUCUCCGCCGCUGAUCCAUAGUGUCGAUCGCAGCGGCCAGACAUUGGUUCCAUAUCGGCGAUUGUGGUCGCGGCAAGGCAGAUUUCACGCUGCAGCUCCGUCUAGGUGUUCUUUAUCUUCUCCCAGCCGCCACGCGGUCAGAAAAGGGAAAAGAAGAAACAAAUAAAAAGGUUCGUAUCGCCACGCGGAUCCUCUGACCGGGAUCCCAACAGAAACGCCGUUCACAUAUGACGAGUCGGCUGGCCGGGAUUUCGGAUGCUCUGUGAGGAAGAAGAAAAAAAAGGCCAAUGGAUGAUGCGCAGAGCAAAAGCGGUCGGAGCCAGUUCUCCCCGUGACAGAGCAGAUGAGCGAAAUCUGCUUGCCCUCACCCCUCCCUGCUGCCAAAAACGGGCAAGCGGUUCUGGAGUGUGGUGUCGAGGAGACUAUUGAUACCAUGCGACGGUCUAGACUGCCCACUUCGAGCGGGAGAUUCAGAACCCAAUAGUAGAGCCUGCAAUUAAGACUAUGCGUGUGCGAUUGGCCUUGUGAUGCCGGAAAAUGUGUGGGGGAAAAAUAAAAUGGUUUCGACGUAGUUCUUUGGGGUGAGGGCUCUAGAGAACCGACGUCAUUUACGAGAUCAGUGAGUGAGAAGGGGGAAGGUUAUCCGCCUGUUUGGCCCUGCUCUUAUCAUUGAUUGGAUCCAUCAAACGUCGCCCCAAAAAUUGAAAAGAAAAAUUGUUCGCUACAACUUCUGUUGCUUCGAACGUUUGGAGUUUGCUCGAAAGGAGGCAAGUUGGCAAGCAGAGGAACUGAAGACUUGGGAGCACAAUGAAAAAGACUAUGAUAAGACAGCAUUUUGAUAUUUGUCAAUAUCUUGUCAGACAAAGAAGAACCAAAGACUGGCCAGGAUGCAUUUCGAAUUAGAAUGCCAUUACAGC
Molecule: messenger RNA, 3181 nt
Organism: Verruconis gallopava
Lineage: Eukaryota; Fungi; Ascomycota; Dothideomycetes; Venturiales; Sympoventuriaceae
Exons: 1
Coding region: 39-1997 (652 amino acids)
Biological process (GO): charged-tRNA amino acid modification
Cellular component (GO): cytoplasm
Molecular function (GO): tRNA adenosine(64)-2'-O-ribosylphosphate transferase activity
Source: RefSeq, a predicted model, not a curated record